This is a messenger RNA of Trichoderma atroviride IMI 206040, 393 nucleotides long. RefSeq lists its product as uncharacterized. Lineage: Eukaryota; Fungi; Ascomycota; Sordariomycetes; Hypocreales; Hypocreaceae. The record is from RefSeq and is a predicted model, not a curated record. Gene Ontology annotation, molecular function: carbon-sulfur lyase activity.
GGCGGCUGCCUCUGCGGUAGCAUUCGCUACAAGUAUAGCGCAGAGCCGACAGCAAAAGUCCUCUGUCACUGCAGCGAUUGCCGCAAAAUCAGUGGCAGCAACUAUAGCGUCAACUUUCUCAUCCCUGAGGCGGCAUUCCAAGUCACGAGCGGUACACCAAAAGUCUUUGGUAAAGUUGCUGAUUCUGGCGACACCAUCAAUAGCUACUUUUGUGGUGAUUGCGGCAGUAUGAUGUGGCGCGAAUCUGCCAAUUGCGGGCCUAACAAGGUUGUCAAGGCUGGAACAUUGGAUGGCGGCGGUGAGAUUAUAUCAGCUGCGGUGUUUGAUGCAGAGGUGUUUACGCGCUCAAGGGUGGAUUGGGUGCAGCCUUUGAUUGGCGUGAGUCAGAGAGUU